This is a messenger RNA of Trichomonas vaginalis G3, 731 nucleotides long. RefSeq names its product DNA/RNA polymerases family. The record is from RefSeq and is a predicted model, not a curated record. The transcript has a single exon. The annotation marks the transcript as partial. Lineage: Eukaryota; Parabasalia; Trichomonadida; Trichomonadidae.
AUGUUCGGAUACCAACCUGAACCAGAAGAACUUCCAAUGAGGUUGAAAGAACUUCAAGAUGCUAUAAACAAACUUCCAUUGAGACAUCCAAUUGACGUCAAAUUGUAUUGGAGAGCAUCUGAGUUAGGUCAGAAGGUUUUAUAUGAAACAGGUUGCUUUGACGAUGUUUAUGAGAUAACAGGAGAAGUUUCUCAGAAGAUAAGAAACUCACUUGAAUUUCCACAAACUGGACCAAUUGGUUGCGACAAGUUCGACUCAGAUGAAAAGAUAUACUAUGUCGACCUUAACGCUGCAUACAUGAGGUUUGUCCAAUAUAUUCCGACUGGAAUUCCAAACGAAGAUGGUGAGUUCCCGGGAAGGAACUAUACAGUUGGAAAAGUCAUACAACAACUGUAUGAUAUUAGGAAAGCUUCAAACCCCAAACUUGCAAUGACACUCAAAUUGCUUAUGAAUUCGACAUGGGGAUAUUCCAUUAAGAAACCUCAAGAGAUGAAGAGUAAACAUUAUGAGAAGGUCGACAACUUUGUUGAAAGGUUUUCUCCUUUUGUUUUGAAGUACGAAUUCACUCAAGGUCAAAGUGGCUUAGUAACCACAUUAAAACCUAUUGUCGAACAUUGGUCUUACCCUCAGUUCGCAAAAGCAGUCCUUGACAACUACAACAAAUUCUUCUCCGAAGUCAAAUCCAAAGUGAAGGUUUACUAUGAGAACAUUGACGCACUCAUGACGAACGA